This is a messenger RNA of Oppiella nova, 625 nucleotides long. The record is from the annotation of a GenBank genome assembly. NCBI's taxonomy places the organism in Eukaryota, Metazoa, Arthropoda, Arachnida, Sarcoptiformes, Oppiidae.
AACAUGUGCCCCUGAGGACAAACACAAUGAGCUAACAUGAUUACAUUUGAGUAUAAAUAUGAGCUGCGCACAAAUUGUAAUUAUCAUAAUUUGACAUUCAAGUAAAAAUUUGUCUAAAACAAAAAACAAAUUAAUUUACAAGAUGUGCAAAUUGACAAUGUUUGCUAUUGUGGCGCUAGUAUUUGUCGUGAUUAACCAGAUUUGCGCAGAAACUAGACAAGUUGAAACGGAUGUCUAUGGUUUACGGCGACCUUUAGUGAACCACAGUUAUAAUAUUGGCGACUUUCUUGGAGUCUCUUGCGCAGCUAAAUUGGUUAAUACCGAAACGGACCCUGAGCAAAAUGAUGAAAUGCUAUCAAUGACCUUAUUCAAGGACGGCCAACCAUACCACAAACUAAUUGGACCGGGAAUCUCGGGAAGGAUUGAAGAUUAUCCCACAAAAGGCAUACAAGACAUAAGUCCGAUGGGGUGGAGUUCAUUCUCGCACAAUGUGGGCCUCAAUGAGCACUCCGGGUACGCCAAUAAUGAAACAAAAGGGUCGUACACUUGUCAGGUGAUCUAUAAAGACUACCAAAAUUAUACAAUAACUAUAACCUCGGACCAAUAUGAACUGAAAUUAAAGUAA